UUUAACGGCGGCACCACACGGCUGUACAAGUCGUCAAGCGGCAUCAGCAGCACAAACAGCAGCAGCAGCAGCACAAACAGCAGCACCAGCAGCUGCAGGAUCAGCAGCAGGAUCAGCAUCAGGAUCAGCAUCAGCAUGGUCCUCUGCGCCCUGGCCAGACAGCUCUUGAGAAGCAGCAGCUGCUGUGCUCUCAUGGUCAGGUUGCAGACGUCGAGCCGCCGCCGCUGCUGCCUUUACUCCAGCACCCAGGGCUUCAACCAGGAGGAGAUCAGACAGAAGCUGCUGGCCUUCCCUGGAGGCUCCGUCGACCUGCUGAAGCAGGACUCUGGUGUGGCUGUGCUGACCAUCAACAACCCCGCUCGCAAGAACGCCUUCUCCGGCAGCAUGAUGGUGGACCUGGAGGAGAAGGUGAGCCAGCUGGAGAACUGGACUGAAGGCAAAGGCCUCGUCGUUCGGGGCGCUGCCGAGACAUUCUGCUCCGGGUCCGACCUCAACGCAGUCCGAGCGAUAUCCAGCCCCCAGGACGGGAUGAAAAUGUGCAUGUUCAUGCAGGACGCUCUCACAAGACUGCUCAGGCUGCCCCUGAUCUCUGUUGCCCUGGUGGAGGGCAGAGCCUUGGGAGGAGGCGCAGAACUCACCACCGCCUGCGAUUUUAGAUUAAUGGCAACAGGCAGCGUGAUCCAGUUUGUCCACAAACACAUGGGUCUGGUCCCAGGCUGGGGCGGCGCUGCGCGACUCGUCCGCAUCGUUGGAAACCAGAAUGCUCUCAAGCUGCUUGGCGGCGCCGUGAAAGUGGACCCCAAAAGCGGCCUGGACGUCGGACUGGCAGACGGAGUCCUGGAGGCCGACGGGGACAACCCCUUGCAGCAGGCCGAAGACUGGCUCCGUCGCUACACCGAAGGACCAGUUCCUGUGAUCCGGGCGGUGAAAAAAGUAGUGCUGGCAGGAAGAGAACUCCCCCUGCUGGAGGCUCUGCGGAUGGAGAAGGAGGUGUUUGGGACCGUGUGGGGCGCUCCAGCUAAUCUGCAAGCCUUGGCCAGCAAGUCCAAGCACAAAUAACUUGGCUCCAGCGUCCUGAGAUUUGUCCAGAUUAGCAAAAAUCAGUGUGUGCUGUUUCUGGGUUGGAUUCAGUAAGAAGAGGCUGAUUGGUGUUUGAUGUUCCCAAUCUUUGGUUCAAUGAAACCAUUUUAAAGCUCCAGUAUGUAACUUUUACAAAAAAAAAUAUAUUUUUUAUAUACUUGUUGAAACCGUCACCAUGUUGUGAAGAUAUAGUAUGAGACGGAUAGUCUGUGAAAAAAAUCGAGUUCUGUCCUUGUCCCAUUGCUAUCUAUAAACAACCAAUCAGAGCGAGGAGGCGGGUCUUGGUGCUGUCAAUCAUUGCCAUGUGCGAGCAUGUUGCGAAUGCUAAGGCUAGUUAGCUUGGCCAGCCGAUGACGGCGGUUUUCCUGAAAUGGUAAGUAUUUUCUCAACCAUUAGCACUUUUAACAGCAAGUACAUAAGGUUUGAUUGACAGCGCUAAGACCCUCCUCCUGGCUCUUGGUACUGGAGAUUGAUUCUUUUCACAGAUUAUCUGUCUCAUACUGUCACGACAUGGUGAUAGUUUUAAAAAAGCAUAUCUUGGAAAUACAUUUUUUGAAUAAAAACAAAGCACAUUCAUGUUUAAAUGGAUGAUACAAAAUAACAAAAGUGGACUUACCUAGGGUUUAAUUUUUUUUUCUUUGAAAAUCUGUUUGCUUAUGCUCUUUGCAAGAUAUUACAAGUGAUAAACAUCAUUGAUGUCUGCAUAUCAUUCCUCUUACAAUAGACCAGAGCAGCCUUUUAACUCACAGGGUUUGGAUUGUGCUCUCAGCAUCAUGAGAUUACUCCAACGAGCCGUGGUGUGUGUGUGAAUAAUUUUCAUCCGGGGAUUUAUCCAAGCAGUGCUGGAAAACUACAGAUGUGCUCAAACUGCAGCAGCAGAACCCAUGGAGGCUGGCAGACCCUCAUCUCGUGCUGCCGUUCCGGAGGUCGCGUUUGCUGGCGGCGGUCCAAGAGAGAGCGUUAAAAAACGCGCCGUGAGCAGAGUACCAAACGCCUACAAGGUGAAGAGAAAGUCCUGGUGAAUAGCAACCCACCAUGGAAAUAUCCUCCUGGAAAGCUGAACAAUGUAGCAAUGAUAAACUUAAACUAUAUGAAUGCAUCAAAACACUUUUCAGUCUCAUGCAUAAAAUGAAUAACUGUGAUUAAAAAACAUUUCCAUUUUA
Molecule: messenger RNA, 2243 nt
Organism: Poeciliopsis prolifica (blackstripe livebearer)
Lineage: Eukaryota; Metazoa; Chordata; Actinopteri; Cyprinodontiformes; Poeciliidae
Gene: echdc1
Product: enoyl CoA hydratase domain containing 1
Exons: 7
Coding region: 136-1059 (307 amino acids)
Biological process (GO): fatty acid beta-oxidation
Cellular component (GO): cytosol
Molecular function (GO): enoyl-CoA hydratase activity
Source: RefSeq, a predicted model, not a curated record